AUGACUGAUACCCGCAAUGAAGUGAUGCUUCAACUUAUCUUGAACUCACCAAAUGGCGCCGUCGAGACACUUCAAUUCAUAGCCAACCCGACGACUAAGUUCGAGGAGUUACUCCUCGAAGCCCGCCCUUUGAUCUACGGACGGAAGGAAACUCGGCAGACGACGGACCAUGAUUCUCAGUCACCGAGGUUCUCUUCUUUUCGUGUCCUCGUGCCCCCGGAGAGAAAUCUUUCGCAGUUAAACAAACUUCUGAAGAUUUCGGAUCCAGAUUCCUUCACCGACUUUGAGGCAAUGGCCCUUCACUCCUUGCUUCUACGGGACCUCAAGAAGACAUCUCUACUCAUUAACUGUUUCUCAGCACAAGCUCCACACUUGCUAGAACCGGAAUUUACGUUAGGAUUUAUCAGUGUAGUAUUUUAUGUCACGGGAUCAAUCCCUAUACAACGCGUCCAAGAAAUAUACCCAAAGCCAUACUCAGCACUUCAGGUAUCCUGUGCGCAAGGUAACGCAAAAUUUACCGAAGUUGACGUAGCGAGUAACCUUCGACUACCCGGCUGCGAAUCAACGGCGUCACCGUCGCCCCUCGCCCAGGAAAAGCUUUGGAACAAACAUAACAUCGUCAGGCCCUUUCGAAUUCAUCUCGCGUUGUCCAAAGGCGUUACUUCAGGAUCACGUUACACAAUCCUCGACAAAUUUCACUUAAAACAACUCAGACGGGCUGGCAAAGGCUGGUUUGAAAUCGACGACGUUUCCAAAGCCCCAGACCGCUCCGUAUCAAGACGCUCACAUCCAAACUUCUACCGAUUUACAAGCGUGCGGAUGCGUACUCCUCGGAUGACUCAGUAUCAUCGUCUGCCAAAGGCAGCUUGUUACUUCCCCUCUUGA
Molecule: messenger RNA, 885 nt
Organism: Marasmius oreades (fairy-ring Marasmius)
Lineage: Eukaryota; Fungi; Basidiomycota; Agaricomycetes; Agaricales; Marasmiaceae
Exons: 4
Coding region: 1-885 (294 amino acids)
Source: RefSeq, a predicted model, not a curated record